AUCCUCUUCUUCGCCAUCGCCCUCUUCUUCGCCAACGCCGCGGCCCUUGCGCUCGCCGUCUGACAGCACCAGACCGCUCUGCUGCCCACCGCUUGCAUCCGAGCCCCCCCCAGUUCAGCUUGCUUCAGCUGCUUAUCCCGCUUGGUCCAAAAUGCCAUCGCCUCCGAAGCCCUGGGAAGUCUCGUCUGGCCAUGACCCUGCCGCACCAAGCCCAUCGGCCUUAGCGUCGCCCCCUCUGCCCGAUCGGCCUGCACAGCCUUCGCUGCUCGCCGGCCAGCCGGAUCAGUCAUCAGCACUCUCGCCAUUCGGCUCACGGAUCGGCUCCUCAUAUCCUUAUGACUCGGGUUACAACUCGUAUGGCUAUCGCGCCGGAUACCAAUCGCCGUACUCCUCGCUGUCGAGCGGCUAUGGUGGCUAUGGAAGCUACGGAGGAGGAUAUGGCGGAUACGGGAGCUAUGGAGGGAGCUACGGUGGCUAUAACAGCUACGGCUCCGGCUACGGCUCUGGAUACUACGGCUCUUACAGCCCCAUGAAUCGCUUCGGCCCGUACAGCCGCUUCGGCGAGAACGAUCCCAACAAUCCCAACGCCGCCAUGCCCAACACGAUCGGCGCCCAGAUGGAGGCCUCCACACGCUCGGCCUUCCAGCUGCUCGACCAGAUCGUCCAGACCUUUGGUGGAUUCGCACACAUGCUCGAGUCGACCUUCCAGACGACCCAUGCCACGUGGAUGUCCAUGAUCGGCCUGGCCGACCACUUUCAGUUCCUCAAGACCUUUUUCCACAACACCCUCUCCUCCUUUGUGUUGUUCCGGUCCCUCCGGAGCUUUGUCACUCGUCUUCUGUCGCCCUGGAUCCCAGUCCGGCCCGAGUCCAUCUCGGCCGAGAACUUUGAUUCCUUCACCACGGAGCAGCAGAAUGUCAAAAAGGCCGCUCGCUCUCAGCGACCGUUCUGGAUCUUUUUGUUCAUUCUCGUGGGCUUCCCGUGGCUCAUGUCAAAGUGGGUCGAGCGCAUCAACCGCAAGCGGCUGGAGGAGGCUGGUCUGAACGCACAGGCUGGUGCGGAGUCUGCAUAUCCCGUCAACCCAGCGCAGUUGACGCCGGAUCAGAUCCAAAACCUCGAGUUCUGCAGGUCCCUGUACGACUUUGAAUCCCAGGAUCCCCAAAAUGAGCUGGCCUUCCGAAAGGGCGAGCUCAUUGCCAUCCUCAACAAGAUCCCGAUACCCACGGGCCAGCAGUCAACAUGGUGGCUGGGAAGACUGCAAAACGGCCGGAUCGGUCUCUUUCCGUCCAACUAUGUGGAGCUGAUCCAGAAGAAGGCGGGAUGCAGUCCUGCGUCUCCACCACCGCCACUGCCGCCUCAGCCGCCGCAAUCUUCCCAAGCGAAUCCUUCUUCCGAAGCUGUGGUGGACGCCUCGCCAGUCUCGCCCAGGUUUCUGUAGGGCCUCGGCGGUUGCCAACCGACAUGUGCCAAGCCAAUACACUGCCUCUGUCGCUACCUGCAAUUACUGCGACACACCCCCUCGCUGCGUGGCAUCAGGACACUGGUGAAGCUCGCACCACCUCCCGCACGG
Polychytrium aggregatum is the source of this 1570-nucleotide messenger RNA. RefSeq names its product Peroxin 13, N-terminal region-domain-containing protein. The coding region runs from base 152 to 1438 and encodes 428 amino acids. The transcript is spliced from 2 exons. Gene Ontology annotation, molecular function: protein binding. NCBI's taxonomy places the organism in Eukaryota, Fungi, Chytridiomycota, Chytridiomycetes, Polychytriales. Gene Ontology annotation, cellular component: peroxisome; peroxisomal importomer complex; peroxisomal membrane. The record is from RefSeq and is a predicted model, not a curated record. Gene Ontology annotation, biological process: protein import into peroxisome matrix, docking.